AUGAAUGGUGAUAUUCAAUUUGAGAAUAUUGACUUCGCUUAUCCAGCUCGACCUGAUGCCUUAGUUUUACGCAAUCUCACACUGACGGCUCGUACAGGUGAGAUAACAGCUUUAGUUGGUUCAAGUGGCUCUGGUAAGAGUACAUGUAUUUCUCUUCUACUUCGUUUUUAUGAACCUUUGUCGGGUCGUAUUGCAAUCCAGGAUCGCUCUAUCACCAGCUGCAAUUUGAAACAAUUACGACAGAAUAUUGGUGUGGUCAAUCAAGAACCUAUUCUAUUUGCCACAAGUAUCUAUGAAAAUAUCCGCUUUGGUAAGGAAAAUGCAACAAGAAUGGAAAUCGAAGAAGCAGCACGUCAAGCCAAUGCCCACGAUUUCAUUAUGCAGUUACCUAAUAAAUAUGACACAAUCGUCGGUGAGCGCGGUGUUCAAUUGAGUGGUGGUGAAAAACAACGUGUGGUUUUGGCUCGUGCUCUUUACAGUGCAUUUGCUGUAUCUGGCUCAAAAUUGACCGAACGUAUUCGUGCAAAAGCUUUUGCACACCUUCUGCGUCAAGAAGUGGCUUUCUUUGAUCGUCCUGAAAAUAGUUCUGGAGCUAUUUGUAACCGUCUCUCAUCCGAUGCGUUGGCUAUUCAGCAGAUGACUGGUACUCGUCUAGGCAUCAUUUGUGAAUCAAUCGCGACGUUUGGAAUCGGAUUUGUCCUUGGAGUUUUGGGCUAUGAUACCAAAGUGGGCAUGAAAGGUGGCCGCUUAUCAGGUGGUGAGAAACAACGUAUUGCCAUUGCUCGAGCUCUUCUUCGUCGACCAAAAGUAUUGCUGUUAGACGAAGCAACAAGUGCCAUGGACUCUUACAAUGAACAGAUGAUGCAAGAAGCUCUUGAAAGAGCUCAAACAGACGAUCAAAGUCAAACUUCACUGAUCAUUGCUCAUCGUCUAUCAACUAUUCAUUCAUGUGAUUUGAUCUGUGUUCUUGACAAAGGACGUCUGGUAGAAAGUGGUACACACGCAGACUUAAUGGAACGACGUGGAACCUACUAUUAUAUGAUUGCUCGCAGCAGUACUUCAUAA
Rotaria sp. Silwood1 is the source of this 1065-nucleotide messenger RNA. The record is from the annotation of a GenBank genome assembly. Lineage: Eukaryota; Metazoa; Rotifera; Eurotatoria; Philodinida; Philodinidae.